GUAAAGCAAUGACCUGCUUUCUGAGUACCGUCUUGGCUCCCGCAAGAGGAAAGUCCCGUCGACAGCUUCACCACUUGGCCGAGCGACGGAUGUGAAACGGAAAUUGUGAAGUUUACGGUUGUUGUUUGAAGCAGAUUUCUGUUUGGGUUAUCGUUAUCAAACUGCCGAGAUAGGGGUGCAAGGUCCCACAUGCUGACGUUCUGGCCAAUCAUAUUCUGCUCGCAUGCCUGCCGGGAACCGUGCCCCUGUUGCGCGUUGAGUCGUGGCCGAUCUCUAGUGUAGCAGCCUGGCGCAUUCGAUUAAAAAAGAGACCACGAUAUCGUCCUGGAAUCUGGACAGAUCGACUUGGCGGUCUCCUCGUCUUAUUUGGCCCUGCGCCUGUCGCCAUCAUCGUCGUCAUCAAUUUCAAGCAGUCAGCAUGCCUACAAUGUGGUUAUCAGACUCGCAAAGCGGCUUCUUCCUCAUAGGUGGCGUUCUCCUCUUCUUCGACCGGGCCAUGCUAGCAAUGGGCAACAUCCUCUUCCUGAUCGGCCUGACGAUAAUCAUUGGCCCGCAAAAGACGGCGCUCUUCUUUGCGCGCAAGCAAAAAGCCAAGGGCACGGCCGCCUUCUUUGGCGGGCUGGCCCUCAUCCUGCUGCGCUGGCCGCUGGUGGGGUUUCUGGUCGAGCUGUACGGCAUCAUGGUGCUGUUUGGCGACUUUCUCAGCACCAUCGCCACGUUUGCCCGCAACCUGCCCGUCGUCGGCCCCUACAUUGGCAUGGCAGUGGACCGGACCGGGUUGGGGAGUGCGCCGAGGCGGAAUGCCGAGUUGCCUGUUUGAGUAGCCGAGGAUACCUUUUUGUCUGCAAAUCGCGAUGCGGUUGAAAAAUCGUGGGAAUUGGGGGCGGGAGGUGCAAAGCAUUGAAAAGCGGACGUGCUGCUGGGGAUAUAUUGGCCGAGGAAGAGGAUGAUGGCGACAAAGCUCAUUGAUCAAAAGCGUUUCGGUGACUGGG
Canariomyces notabilis is the source of this 992-nucleotide messenger RNA. RefSeq names its product Got1-domain-containing protein. Gene Ontology annotation, cellular component: COPII-coated ER to Golgi transport vesicle; Golgi cis cisterna; Golgi membrane. The record is from RefSeq and is a predicted model, not a curated record. Bases 419 to 820 code for a protein of 133 amino acids. Gene Ontology annotation, biological process: endoplasmic reticulum to Golgi vesicle-mediated transport; retrograde transport, endosome to Golgi. Lineage: Eukaryota; Fungi; Ascomycota; Sordariomycetes; Sordariales; Chaetomiaceae. The transcript has 3 exons.